UCUUGGCCCAGAAUUUGGAUGUGGCACCCCAGGUGGCCUGGAUGGAUUCUGAGAAUGCCCAAUUAUUAGGCAGAAUGGCCGGGAUCAUCAGGUCAUUGGCAAAGGCCAGGAGAGUUGAACCCUGGCUGUCCCUCUGAGCCUCUCCAGCUUGGCCUCUAGCCCUUUCUUUUCUGGCAGGGUGUUUCUGCACUGGUCCCUGUUUGUCUACGGAAUGGAGCCUCCAAAUGGGUUUAAGCCAAGCAGGAUCUGAGGAAAACUUUGGGAGAGGGCAGGCCAGGUCACCACAAGCUUGACGCACCAUCAAGAGACCCAAUUUCUACCCAGACCUACUGUCUGAAGCUGCAGUCUGAGAACUCUCAUUUCCACUAUAUUGACUAUUUUCUUAGCACUAGGAUCCUUUUCACUGUAUUCUCUUUCAAGUAUUUGCAUAGAUUAUGUCUCUCCAUUCUUCCCGGCUUUUUAGACUCCAUGGAAAUAAAUUGGCCAUUUUUAAAGAGAGUGGGAGGACAAGAAAAAGGUAUUCAGUUUCUAUGCAAGUUUAUGUAAAUUGCUGAACAGUGGUGGGACUGGCAUCCCUGCCCCCUCUGCUUCCUCAAGCAAAAUCUCCGGCCUGGAGAAGUGGCUCAGCGUCUUCCCCAUCCAGUCUUCUCCAAGGUUUCCCCAAGGUGACUCUUCCCUCCCCAAAUGGCUUUGGCCAGGGACAGGGGAAACAGAGGCAGGAUUUCUACAUAUGGCACAGGUAUUGGUAUUUCUGUUCCUUUUUGUCCCAGGAAAAAGGACAGAAUAUGGCAACCCAACUGGUGACAUGGGUGGGGGAUGGAGUGUAAUGGGGGGAAAUGGGGAGCUUGUGGGGAACUUAUGUGUUUAGAAGUGGAGGAAGGGUUUGAAAAGCAGAUGAACAGCUCAGGUUAGCCAAUGGUCAGUUUCUCAGCUUACUGGCAUCCAUUUCCCUUUCUCUGACUCCCAUCUUUCACAUCUUGGCCCAGAAUUUGGAUGUGUUCCCCCCAAGUGGACUGGAUAGAUUCUUGGGAUGCCCAUAAUUAUGGUGGGGGUUAAGGAGGUCCCUCCUCCCCCUAAUAGAGUUUUCUUUAGAAGCAAAUGACCCCAGGAAGGUUAAUGAGCUUAUUGAUCACACAUGGACUAGAUUAAUCAAAUCUCUUUCCUCCCAGCACUGAAUGUGGGGUUAAAACAAGCCCCCAAACUGAACUCAGGCCUUUAGCAACAUCCCAAUCUGGAGAAGUCACUCUCUUUACCUGUACUAUGACAAACAGACUUGCAAGGAAAACACUGAACAAUGCAUACAAAUGAACUGUUGGCUGAGACAAGCUGGAUGGGAUGGGAAUAGGGGGAUGCUAGCUAACUGAGGUCCUGCACUGUGGUGUUCCACCCAAGCUGAGGAGUCCAUUUCGAGGGAAGGGGUGAUACAGGGACAAGUGAUCAACAGACAUUUAAUUUUGCUUAGAACUAGCCCCACCCCCCCCCCCCCCUUUCUCAGUUAUCAUGUAUUAUUACUUUCUUGUUCAGGGCAGCUCACUGGUGAAGUGGAUAGGGCCCCAGGCUUGGAAUGGGGAAUACUCGUCUUCAUGAGUUCAAGCCUGGCCUUAGACACUUACUAGCUGUGUGACCCUGAGUAAGUCACUUAACCCUGUUAGCUCAGUUUCCUCAUCUGUAAAAUAAGCUGGAGAAUGAAAUAGCCAACCAUUCCAGUGUCUUUGCCAAGAAAACCCCAAAAUGGGGUCUCAAAGAGUCACACAUGGUUGAAAACAAUUGAAAAAAACUACUCUCUUAAAGUAAAUUAAUUUCCUUCUUAGUGUUAAGGGUAAAAUUAGGGGUUAUUGACUGAAUAUAUUAUACUAGUGGUUGCCAGGGAUUAAUUCAGUCCCAAUAAAUUACUCCAGUCAGUUUGGGAUUUUUAUGGUGGUUUUAAUUACAAUAGAGGGAAGAAAUUAAGAAGAGAGAGAGAGGAAAAGAGAAUUUAAACUGCUCCAGCUGGGGCUGAGCCAGGCAGGAAUUCAGAGACCUUCUCAAUCUGGCUCGGAUAUUAGCCACGAGGCUUCCUCCGAGAUGAGGGGUCUCCUAGGAGGAUAGCGUUUUAGGAGGUAAAGGAAAAAGGAAUCAGCCUAAACACUCGCCAAGCAUGCUAAGAGCUUCUCCCAGUCACCUUACCUGCAUGCUGCCACAAGCCACAUGAGCCAGAGAGAGAGAGCCACGUCUCUGAGAGAGAGGCCAAAGAGAGGAAGUGAUGUGAAAUAUAUAGACUUCUUUACAUCACUUCCUGCAUCUCACAUGUACCAAUGGUAGCUUAAGCUUGACUUAGGACAGCCCAGGGGGUCUGUUAGUUGUUUCUUAUUUGUCACUUGCUAGCACAUGUCUGUCAUAGGCCAUCCUCCUCAACACCUAACUCUUAAGUAGGGGUGUAUACAUUCCUGGUUGCUAGGAUUUUUAAAAAAUUAAUUUAUUUAGUCAAUUUAGAACAUUAUUCCUUGGUUACAAGAAUCACAUUAUUUCCCUCCUUCCCCUCCCCCCAUCCUUCCCACAGCCAACACGCAGUUUCAUUGGGUAUUACAUGUGUCCUUGAUCAGAACCUAUUUCCAUGUUGUUGGUGUUUGCAUUAGGAUGUUCAUUUAGCCCCAGUCAUAUUCCCUUGACCCACGUAUUCAAGCAGUUGUUUUUCUUCUGUGUUUUUCUACUCCCACAGUUUUUCCUCUGAAUGUGGAUAAUGUUUUUUCUCCUAGAUUCCUCCAAGUUGGUCAGGAUCACUUCAUUGCCACUAAUGGAGAGUCUAUUACAUUCGAUUGUACCACAGUGUAUUGGUCUCUGUGUACAAUGUUCUCCUGGUUCUGCUCCUUUCGCUCUGCAUCAAUUCCUGGAGAUCAUUCCAGUUCUCAUGGCAGACAGUCUUUUAGCGCCCUUUGGGCAUAGUUCCAAAUUGCCCUCCAGAAUGGUUGGAUCAAUUCACAACUCCACCAGCAAUGAAUUAAUGUCCUGACUUUGCCACAUCCCCUCCAGCAUUCAUUACUUUCCUUUGAUAUCAUGUAGCCAGCUAGAUGUGAGGUGAUACCUCAGAGUUGUUUUGAUUUGCAUCUCUCUGAUUAUAAGAGAUUUAGAACUCUUUUUCAUGUAGUUAUUAAUAGUUUUGAUUUCUUUAACUGAAAAUUGCCUAAUCAUGUCCCUUGCUCAUUUAUCAAUUGGAGAAUGGCUUGAUUUUUUGUACAAUUGGUUUAGUUCUUUAUAAAUUUGAGUAAUUAGACCUUUGUCAGAGGUUUUUGUUAUGAAGAUUGUUUCCCAAUUUGUUGCUUCCCUUCUAAUUUUGGUUGCAUAAAAACUUUAAUUUGAUGUAAUCAAAAUUAUUGAUUUUACAUUUUGUGAUUUCUUUCUAGCUCUUGCUUGAUUUUAAAGUCUUUCCUUUCCCAGAGAUCUGACAUGUGUACUAUUCUGUGUUUACCUAAUUUGCUUAUACAUAAUUUCCUUCUUUAUAUUCAGGUCAUUCACCCAUUCUGAGUUUAUCUUGGUGUAGGGGGUGAGAUGUUGAUCCAAACCUAAUCUCUCCCACACUGUCUUCUAAUUUUCCUAGCAGUUUUUAUCAAAUAGUGGGUUUUGGUCCCCAAAACUGGGAUCUUUGGGCUUAUCAUAGACUGUCUUGCUGAGGUCACUUACCUCAAGUCUGUUCCACUGAUCCUCCAUUCUGUCUCUUAGCCAGUACCAUAUUGUAUUGAUAAUCACUGCUUUAUAGUAUAAUUUGAGAUCUGGGACUGCAAGGCCUUCUUCCUUUGCACCUUUUUUCAUGAUUUACCUGGAUAUCCUUGAUCUUUUGUUCUUCCACAUGAACUUUGUUAUGUUUUUUUCUAAUUCAGUAAAAAAGUUUUUUGGUAGUUCAAUGGGUAUGGCACUAAAGUAAAUUAAUUUGGGUAGGAUGGUCAUUUUUAUUAUGUUAGCUCAUCCUUCCCAUGAGCAGCCAAUGUUUUUCCAAUUGUUUAGAUCUAGUUUUAAUUGUGUGGAGAGUGUUUUGUAGUUGUGUUCAUAUAGUUCCUGUAUUUGUCUUGGCAGAUAGAUUCCUAAGUAUUUUAUAUUGUCUCAGGUGAUUUUAAAUGCAAUUUCUCUUUCUAAUUUUUGCUGCUGAGGUGUGUUAGAGAUAUAUAGAAAUGCUGAUGACUUAUGUGGAUUUAUUUUGUAUUCUGCACUGGUUGCUAGGAUUUUAUUGUUGAAUGACCAUACUUUCCCCUGUAAGAAUAUAGUCAGUUUUGCUGGGUAGUUGAUUCUUGGUUGUAGACCUAGUUCCCUUGCUUUCCGGAAUAUCAUAUUCCAUGCCUUUCUUUUUUUUCAGUGUGGAUGCAGCCAGAUCCUCACUGUGGUUCCUUGGUACCUGAAUGACUUCUUCUUGGCAGCUUGUAAUAUCUUUUCUUUGGUCUGAUAGUUCUUGAAUUUGUCUAUAACAUUCCUGGGUGUUGUCAGUUGGAGAUUAAGUACAGGAGGUGAUCUGUGGAUUCUAGUAAUCUCCACUUUUCCUUCUUGUUCUAGGAUAUCGGGGCAGUUUCCCUGAAUAAUUUCCUGUAGUAUUAUGUCGAGGCUUUUUCUUUUGUCAUGGUCUUCUGGUAGGCCAAUGAUUCUUAAAUUGUCUCUCCUUGAACGAUUUUCUAAAUCGUCUGUUUUGUGAAUGAGAUGCUUCAUAUUUUCCUCAAUUUUUUCAUUCUUUUGGUUUUGUUUUAGAGUGUCCUGCUGCCUUGUGAGGUCACUUGAUUGAGGUCACUUGAUUCUAGUUGUUGUAUUCUGAUUCUUAAAGACUGGAUUUCAUCCUUAGUUUUUUGGUCGUCCUUUUCCUUUUGGUUGGAUUUUUUUUGGAGGUCAUCUUUCAUCUUCUUUACCUCAUCUUUCAUCUGCUUUGCCUCCUUUCAUCUCCUUUGCCUCAUUUUCCAGCUGGUUGAUUUUGGCUUUCAAGACACUAUUUUUUUGUUUUAGUUCAAGUGCCUCUGUUUCCAUAUGACUUAUCUUCGUUUUUAAGUUCUUUUCCCUAUUGUCUUCAGCCUCUCUUAAUUGUGUUUUGAGUUGCAUUUUGAGUUCUUCCAAAGCCUGUAUCCAAUUCGCUGGGAUUUCUGGUUUUUCCUUUGCUGAUCCCUCCCUCUGUUUCAUUCGCUCUUUGCUCAUUACCUGUGCAGAAGCUGUCUAUCGUAAUUUCUUUCUUCUUUUUCUGUUCUUUGCUCGAGUUUACUCCUUCUUUGCUCCUUGUAUUUGUCUGUGCUCUUGCUCCGCUCAUUUUUUUUUGGUUUUGGGGCUGUCAGUCUCCCCUCUUGGAGCUUUGUCAGAUCACUUGGUACAGUCUCUAGGGGAGGAAUGUUAGCUUCCCUGUCCUCUGGAGGCUUUUGAUCAGAUUAAGUUCAACUGGGUUGGGCUGUAUGUGCUCUGAGGCUGAAGACUCCUGGAAGGCAGGGCCGCCCAGGCUCUCUCCAGUUCUCUCCAGCUGCUUCUCCGUUGUCCGCAAGGUUCCCCAGUGCCUUUGCCUGCCUCCCUGAGCUCUGAAGAGUCCUGAUGGGAUUAGGUUCAACUGGAUUGGUCUGGAUGUGCCCUGAGGCAACGGUGAGACUGGAGCCAGAUGGAGGGACCACGCCCCAGUCUCUCCCUGGCUUCCUCCCUGCUGUCCAUGCUGGACACUCCGAGCCCAGCACCCCACUGCUCACAAGAUAAGGAAACUGAGGCCCAGGGAGAUUGAGUGAUUUACCCAGCAUCCCACAGGGAGUUUCAAAGGUAGGAUUUGAACUCAAGUUCUUUUAACUUUUUCUACUAUGCCAUCCUCACUUCAACUCCAGUACUUUCUGCCACUGUUCAGGCCCUUCUUUAAGGAGCCCUUCCUUUUCUGUCUCUACAGGCAUUGUACCUUAUGCUUUAACCUGCAGUGUGAGUGCUAUUGAAAAAUAUCUUUUAGUCAAAGACUGUGGACCUUUGCUUAUCAUCAGCUCACAUCCAGGGUUACACUUUUACUUUUGCAAUUUUCUAUCUUUUUUUGUUUUAAUUUUAUUUAAUUAGUCAAUUUAGAAUAUUUUCCCCUGUUAACAAGAAUCAUAUUCUUUCCCUCCCCUCCUCCCACAGCUGGAGCGCAAUUCCACUGGGUUUUACAUGUGUCAUUGAUCAAGACCCAUUUCCAUAUUAUUGAUGUUUGCACUAGAAUGAUCCUUUAGAGUCUACAUCCCUAAUCAUAUCCCCUCAACCCAUGUAUUCAAGCAGUUAUUUUUCUUCUGUGUUUCUACUCCCACAGUUCUUCCUCUGGAUGUGGAUAGUAUUUUUUCUCAUAAGUCCAUCAGAAUUGUCCGGGAUCAUUGCAUUGCUGCUAGUAGAGGAGUCCAUUACCUUUGAUUGUACCACAAUGUGUCAGUCUCUGUGUACAAUGUUCUCCUGGUUCUGCUCCUCUCACUCUGCAUCACUUCCUGGAGGUCGUUCCAGUCUCCAUGGAACUCCUCCAGUUCAUUAUUCCUUUGAGCACAAUAGUAUUCCAUCCCCAUCAGAUACCACAAUUUGUUCAGCCAUUCCCCAAUUGAUGGGCAUCCCAUCAUUUUCCAAUUUUUGCAAUUGUCCAUCUUGAGUUUCUUUCUCUGAAUGUUUGUGUUUGAGUGUGUGGAUGAACACUCAGAGGAGCAGCUGGGUAGUAUCUCUGUUGACAUGCCUGACCUCUGCAGUUUGCUUCUUUAGAGGCCAAUAAAACAUGGACCUUAUACCAAAGUCAUUCAGGAUGGGUGGAGGAAAGGCAACCAAGUGUCCUCCUGGGAGCUCACCUCCCUCCCUGGAAUAGAGAGCCAAGCAGUCUGGUUGGAGCAGCACAGAAGGAGUCUGAGACCCUGGCCUCUGCCUCUGUGCCCCCAGGACACAUCACCUUGGGUGCAGAGUAGCAGUUGGAUGGGGCAAGCCAUCCUCUUGGCCAACACCAAAGUAGAUGCCUUGUUCCAAAAAACAAAGCCUAGACCAUUCUCUUGGAGAUAUUCCAUCCCAAGGUCCUUGGUGUUCCAAACCAGGCAGAAAGGUUUACCGAUGGGGACAUCAGGGAGGGUUGUGGUUCACUCUGGGAGGGACUGUAGGGAUCAGAAGCUUGUUUCUCUGGGUUCCCUCUGUUCAGCCUCAGAGCUCACACUUACCAGAGUAAGUGAGCACAUAAUAUUUUGUUCUCCAAGCUUGGACGGUAGACUGAGUGGUUUGGCGAAGUCAUCUUCCCCAUUGCCUAGAUGGACUCUCCCCCAACCCAGGCAGGUAGGGAGGCAGUAGGGUUAAGGGACGCCAUUUCUUUGGGAUGGAGACACUUGCUUCCAGUUGCCAUUUUCUUGCUACUAUUCCCAAGCUGACAGCAGCAAAUUUAUCCCUCUCGGUUCAAAAGUUCACUUCCUGUCCACUCCCCACAUCCCAUCCAUUCCAAGAUAACCUAAGGCCAGAACCAGGACUUUUCUGAUCACUUUCUCUUUUCUGCUGGGACUCUUGGGAGGCCUCUCUCACCAGAGCAUACGGGACUCUGAUGGGUUCAUUGGACCACACCCUAUGCAGGAGUUGCCCUGGACUUUGUGCCCGGCUGUCUUCUUGCUGGAGCAGCACAGGGCACCCUGGCUGGAGGCAUAUAGGGAAAGAAGUGGAGAGUGGCGGAGUUGAAGAGAGCAGCCUCCAGUCUUGGCCAUCCCUUCGGUGGGCUUCCACCCAACUUGUCCCUCCACACUAUGGACAGCUCCUCCUAGAGGUCCUCUUUGAGCCCUCUGGAGCAAUCUUGGCUGGUAUUCCUUCUCCUGCUGCCUCCCAAAGGAUCAUCACCACUGCCCUAGUCUUGUUCCAGCAUCAGGUUCUACACCUCUCCCUAGAGAGAUGUCUUUAAUAGAAGGCUCAGUGGGGGUAGGAGACAUGGUCCUUCUGGAACCCCUGAAUGAAGAGUCUUUACUCAAGAACCUUGACAAGCGAUUUCAACACAAAGAGAUUUAUACCUACAUUGGGAAUGUGGUGGUCUCUGUGAAUCCCUACCAACAGCUGCCCAUCUAUGGCCCAGAGUUCAUUGAUAAGUACAAGGACUACAACUUCUAUGAGCUCAAGCCACACAUCUAUGCAUUGGCAAAUCAAGCAUAUCAAUCACUGAAGGAUCAUGACAGAGAUCAAUGCAUCCUCAUCACGGGAGAGAGUGGUUCUGGGAAAACUGAGGCCAGCAAGUUGGUGAUGUCAUAUGUGGCAGCUGUAUGUGAUAAGGGAGAGCAGGUGAAUUCAGUGAAAGAACAGUUAUUGCAAUCGAACCCUGUGCUGGAGGCUUUUGGCAAUGCCAAGACCAUCCGAAAUGACAAUUCCUCCAGAUUUGGCAAAUACAUGGACAUUGAAUUUGACUUUAAAGGCUCCCCCCUUGGUGGUGUCAUCACAAAUUAUCUGUUGGAAAAAUCCCGGGUAGUGAAGCAUGUUAAAGGAGAAAGGAACUUCCAUAUCUUCUACCAGCUGCUGGAGGGGGCAGAUGCCCAGUUGCUGAAGGCACUGAGGCUGGAAAAAAAUGUGAGCUGCUACUCCUAUUUAAACUUCGAGGCUUCCAGGGUAGGUGGGAUGGAUGAUGCAGCCAACUUCAGAGCUGUGCAGAAUGCCAUGAACAUCAUUGGGUUCUCCACUGAGGAGAUCCAGAAGAUUCUUGAGGUGAUAGCCAUAGUGCUGAAACUAGGAAAUGUGGAGCUGGGAGAUGAAUUCCAAGCCAAUGGGGUGUCAGGGAGCAGUAUUCGAAAUGAAAAUGUUCUCAAGGAGAUUUCAGACCUCAUGGGACUGCAGGAAGAGGUACUAGAGAGAGCCCUGUGCUCCCGGACCAUGGAAACAAAGCAAGAGAAAGUGAUCACUACAUUAAACAAAAUUCAGGCGGGCUAUGCCCGAGAUGCCCUGGCCAAGAACAUCUACAGCCGCCUCUUCAGUUGGAUAGUGAAUAGAAUCAAUGAAAACAUCAAGGUGAGUGAUUCAACCAAGAAGAAGGUCAUGGGUGUCCUGGAUAUUUAUGGCUUUGAGAUACUGGAGAAUAACAGCUUUGAGCAGUUCGUGAUUAACUAUUGUAAUGAGAAGUUACAGCAGGUGUUCAUAGAAAUGACACUGAAAGAGGAGCAGGAAGAAUACUUGAAAGAGGGUAUACCUUGGGUGAAGAUUGAAUAUUUUGAUAAUAGCAUCAUCUGCAACCUCAUCGAGCAUAAUCAGCAAGGUAUUCUGGCCAUGCUGGAUGAGGAGUGCCUUCGGCCCGGUGUGGUCAGCGAUUCCACCUUCCUGGCAAAGCUGAAUCAGGUGUUCUCCAAACACAACUACUACGAGAGCCGGGUCACCCAGAAUGCCCAGCGCCAACAUGACCCCAGCCUGGGCCUCAGCUGCUUCCGUAUCCGACACUAUGCGGGCAAGGUGAUGUACAAUGUGGAGGGCUUCUUGGACAAGAACAAUGACCUGCUAUUCCGAGACCUGUCACAGGCUCUGUGGGCUUCCAAGCAUUCCCUGCUUCGGACCCUGUUCCCUGAGGGGGACCCCAAGCAAGCCUCGCUUAAGCGACCCCCCACAGCUGGAAGCCAGUUCAAGAAUUCUAUAGCCACCCUCAUGAAGAACUUGUAUUCCAAGAACCCCAACUACAUUAGGUGCAUCAAGCCAAACGAACAUCAGCAAAGGGGUCUGUUCUCGUCUGAACUAGUUAAUACCCAGGCCCGGUACCUGGGGCUGCUGGAGAACGUGCGGGUGCGAAGGGCUGGCUAUGCCUACCGACAGGUUUACAGUGUCUUCUUGGAGAGAUACCGGAUGCUGGGUCGGAGCACUUGGCCCCAUUGGCGUGGCCCAGCCAGGGAGGGAGUGGAAAAGCUUCUGGGAGAACUAAGCUUGAGCUCCGGAGAGCUGGCCUUUGGUCGGACCAAGAUCUUCAUCCGGAGCCCCAAGAUGCUCUUCUAUCUAGAGGAGAAAAGGAGGCUCCGAAUACAUCAGCUCGUGACACUCGUCCAGAAGAUAUACCGAGGCUGGCGAUGCCGCACCAAUUACCAGCUCAUGCGCAAAAGUCAGAUCCUCAUUUCUUCCUGGUUUCGUGGCAACAUGCAAAAGAAGCGCUAUGGGAAGAUAAAAGCAUCAACAUUACUGAUCCAGGCCUUUGUGAGAGGGUGGAAGACCCGAAAGGAAUAUCGAAAAUAUUUCCGGUCAGGGGCAGCCUUGCAGUUGUCAAACUUCAUCUAUCGGAGAAUGGCCGAGAGAUUCCUGUUGGGCCUGAAGAAUAAUCUGCCAACUAAGAUCACUGACAACCGGUGGCCACCUCCUCCUUACAAAUCCUUUACCCUGGCUAAUCAGGAACUGAAGAUCAUUUACCACCAAUGGAAGUGCAAAAAGUAUCGAGAUCAGCUUUCCCCACAGAAGAAAGAGGUCCUGAAGGAGAAACUCUGCGCCAGUGAAUUGUUUAAAGGCAAAAAAGCUUCAUAUCCUGAAAGUGUCCCUGUGCCAUUCCGAGGGGAUUAUGUGAUGCUUCAUGGGAAACCCAAGCUGCAGAAAGCUGGUGAUGGACCUGUGCUGAUGGCUGAGACUGUGAAUAAAGUCAAUCGAGCUGAUGGCAAGAUGGUCCCAAGGAUUCUCCUCCUGACCAAGAGUCACGUAAUCCUUGCUGAUGCCAAGGGCUCCAAAGUCAAGAGCGUCAUUGGGCUGGAGAGCGUGGAUGAGGUGUCUGUCAGCAGCCUUCAGAACGGACUCUUUGGCUUACACCUCAGUGAGAUCUCUUCAGUGGGCUCCAAGGGAGACUUCCUGCUGGUCAGUGAGCAUGCCAUUGAGUUGCUGACUAAACUAUACCAGGCUACACUGGAUAAAAUGAAGAGGCCACUGCCAAUUACUGUGACUGAAGAGUUCACUGUCAAGUUCAAAGAGGGCAACCUGACUGUGAAGGUCACUGAGAGCCAGAUGGGCAAGGGCAACAACAAGCUAAGCUGCAAGAAGAAGGGACACAACCAGUUGGAGGUGUUUGCCCCAUGAGGGGAUUCCUGUCUCCUGGAAUGGCUCCUUGAAGCAACGGCAUGGCCAGGAAUUGGAGAAGGGAAGGUAGAGAAGACUCCUCUGGCUUCUCCUCCAGGUCCACUUGCUGGCCCUCUUUGGUUCCCAAUAAAACAUGGCAGAAAGGGAAGAUCUGGUUAUUUUGAGUGGGGGCGUCUCCAGGACCAGCCAGUUCUCCCUUGCUUCCCUUUCUAGUCCCUGGACCACCUGU
Messenger RNA from Monodelphis domestica (gray short-tailed opossum), 11176 nucleotides. It is a transcript of the gene MYO1A, whose product is annotated as myosin IA. Gene Ontology annotation, cellular component: brush border; plasma membrane; microvillus. Gene Ontology annotation, biological process: endocytosis; actin filament organization; actin filament-based movement. The record is from RefSeq and is a predicted model, not a curated record. NCBI's taxonomy places the organism in Eukaryota, Metazoa, Chordata, Mammalia, Didelphimorphia, Didelphidae. Gene Ontology annotation, molecular function: ATP binding; microfilament motor activity; actin filament binding.